Nerophis lumbriciformis (worm pipefish) is the source of this 1395-nucleotide messenger RNA. NCBI's taxonomy places the organism in Eukaryota, Metazoa, Chordata, Actinopteri, Syngnathiformes, Syngnathidae. The record is from RefSeq and is a predicted model, not a curated record.
AUGGCGUCACAAAAGAGAAAGAAGAAGCGUUUCUUGGCAGGAGACAUGCGUGAAUGUAUCUCGAUACACGUGGGCCAGGCUGGCGUCCAGAUCGGCAAUGCCUGCUGGGAGCUCUACUGCCUGGAGCAUGGCAUCCAACCAGACGGUCAGAUGCCCGGCGACAAGGUUUCCGGAAGUGACGGUUCCUCCAACACCUUCUUCAGUGAGACUGGUUCGGGAAAACACGUCCCCAGGGCGGUUUUUGUGGACUUGGAGCCUACCGUCAUAGAUGAGGUGCGCACCGGAGGCUAUCGUAAACUCUUCCACCCAAAUCAGCUGAUCACGGGUAAGGAGGACGCGGCCAACAACUACGCUCGCGGCCACUACACCAUUGGCAAAGAGAUCAUCGAUUUGGUAGCUGACAGGAUACGCAAACUGGCCGACAUGUGUUCCGGCCUGCAGGGUUUCCUGGUGUUCCACAGCUUCGGUGGCGGCACCGGUUCUGGUUUCACCUCACUGCUAAUGGAGCGUCUCUCCGUGGACUACGGCAAGAAAUCCAAGUUGGAAUUUUCCAUCUACCCAGCCCCCCGGGUGUCCACCGCUGUGGUGGAGCCCUACAACUCCAUCUUGACCACGCACACCACACUGGAACACUCGGACUGCGCUUUCAUGGUAGACAAUGAAGCCAUCUACGACAUCUGCCACCGGAACUUGGACAUUGAGCGUCCCACGUACACUAACUUGAACCGGCUGAUCAGCCAGAUCGUGUCAUCCAUCACUGCCUCGUUGCGCUUCGAUGGCGCCUUGAAUGUAGACUUGACCGAGUUCCAGACCAACCUGGUGCCUUACCCGCGCAUCCACUUUCCACUAGCUACCUACGCCCCAGUAGUGUCGGCCGAGAAAGCCUACCAUGAACAGCUGUCCGUUGCCCAGAUCACUAACUCUUGCUUCGACCCGAGCAACCAGAUGGUGAAGUGCGACCCUCGCCACGGUAAGUACAUGGCCUGCUGUCUGCUGUACCGUGGUGAUGUGGUGCCCAAAGACGUCAACGCCGCUAUCAACGCCAUCAAGAGCAAGCGCACUGUUCAUUUUGUUGACUGGUGUCCUACCGGCUUUAAGGUGGGAAUCAACUACCAGCCGCCCACCGCGGUGCCCGGGGGUGACCUAGCUAAGGUGCAGCGAGCCGUGUGCAUGCUCAGUAACACCACCGCCAUUGCUGAAGCCUGGGCCCGAUUGGACCAUAAGUUUGACCUGAUGUACGCCAAACGUGCCUUCGUGCACUGGUACGUUGGCGAAGGCAUGGAGGAGGGCGAGUUCACCGAGGCCCGGGAGGACAUGGCUGCCCUCGAGAAGGACUACGAGGAGGUUGGCGCCAGCUCCCUGGAUGUUGACCACGAUGAGGGGGAGUACUAUUGA